CUGACUCACUCGACGCUCUGAACGGUUUCAUUUUCGCCAUAGAAAAUGGUUGACAGUAUGUGACAAAUCGGUAUUUGUGUUCUUACAUUUCAUCGUUUUAAUUAAAUUAGAAAUAAAUUUGAAACAACAAAGUGAACAGAUUUCAUAUAAUUAAGUUCUCUUAUUAGCACUGCGGUGAUUCAACAAACUGUAUAAUGCACAGAUAUUCGUAUAAUACAGAUUCGUCUUACCAAGAUCGUCAAAGUGCUAUGGGCAGUGAGAACAUCAUGGACGAAUUGGCAUCUUUAGUUCGUACAGAAAUACCGGAAGGGCGACAAAGUCUUCGCGACAGUUACACAAAUUUGGAACGUGUUGCCGAAUACUGUGAAGACACUUACUACAGAUCGGAGAAUAAGAAAGCCGCACUGGAAGAAACGAAAAACUACACCACCCAGUCACUGGCUAGUGUUGCCUAUCAAAUCAACACUUUGGCAUACAAUUAUUUGCAAUUGCUGGAUCUGCAGACGACUCAAUUAAGUGAAAUGGAAUCCCAAAUGAAUCACAUCGCUCAGACGGUAUCGAUUCACAAAGAAAAGGUUGCCCGACGAGAAAUUGGUGUCCUGACAGCGAACAAAGUUAGUGCGCGGCAGUACAAAAUUGUUGCACCGCUCAAUCCCGAGAAGCCUAUCAAAUACGUUCGCAAACCGAUUGAUUAUUCCAUUUUGGAUGAACUAGGUCACGGUAUUGCUCAGAGUCAUAAACAGAAGCAUCGCGGUUCCAGCCAGGGUUCGAUCCAGUCGGUAAAUGCAAUUACAAUGGUUGGUCCACCACCUACUACAAAACCGCCAACUCCACCACAAGUUGUCCGUGGCAAUACGGGCACGUUAGGUAAAUCUGCCGGCAAUACGGGAACAUUGGGAAAAAGUUCCAGAGAAUAUCGAACGCCACCAGUUGUCAUUCCGCCACAAGUUCCAUCGCAUUAUGCUCCAAAUUAUCCAUUAGGUCAUCCGAGAAGAUCGGCCGGUUCAGAACGUGGUCCUGGAUACAGUGCAUUGCCAGUACAAUCCAAUCAGCAACAAAUAACAACACAUCAUCAGGUGUUAUCGCACAAUAAUCUGCCGCCACCGCCAUCCAAUUACGACGAAAGACACAGCAUGCCACCCCCUCCGUCGCCUCUAACAGUCACCCAUGAAAUGCCCGAUCAUGGCCACAUCGGCAUGCACACUUUGGGCCGUAACAUAACCAGACCUGGAUCACAAUCUCCACCAUUGCCACCGCCACCACCUCCAGAUGAUGACGGCCACCAACAUUUCGGUCGACCACGAACAUCACAGGGUCCACUCGCUCCAAUCGUUCCGGACGAUCAAAAUUUGCCCGGUUGGGUACCGAAGAAUUACAUUGAAAAGGUGGUUGCAAUUUACGAUUAUUAUGCCGACAAAGACGAUGAACUGAGCUUCCAGGAGAGUUCCGUAUUGUAUGUGCUGAAAAAAAAUGAUGACGGAUGGUGGGAGGGAGUAAUGGACGGUGUGACUGGCCUCUUCCCAGGUAACUAUGUCGAACCAUGCGUGUAAAGUCGUCUACCGUCAAUUUUGAAGAAAUUAGGCUUACGAAAAAAAGGAAAUUUUUAUGAAUUUUUGAUAUAUAAAGACAAAAAACAUAGAGAAAUAGGGAAAAUACAACACACACACUGCGUACGAAUUUAACGUCUCACUUCUUCAGUCAGCAACGUGCUACUUGGUGGUUCAAAGAAUUUUUUACUCUUUUGAGUCUCACUAGAAUUUCAAUCAGGUCUCUUAAACGGACUCUAACAACUUCAGACAGCUUUUCGGCCAGAGCACAAAUGAGUCAAUAGAAGCGAGGCAUUGCUGUUGGAAAAUUCAAGCUUCCAUUCCAGUUAGUCUUUUCGAACCACCACCGAUCGAAGGCAGCGGGGCCUAUGAAAAGCAAGGCUGUAUACUUUGGGGAGGUCACGCAGAUACAGAUACGCGGGUUACACACCACAGUUGAUG
Molecule: messenger RNA, 1988 nt
Organism: Bradysia coprophila
Lineage: Eukaryota; Metazoa; Arthropoda; Insecta; Diptera; Sciaridae
Gene: Abi
Product: tyrosine kinase Abl
Biological process (GO): neuron migration
Cellular component (GO): SCAR complex; actin-based cell projection; lamellipodium
Molecular function (GO): signaling adaptor activity; SH3 domain binding
Source: RefSeq, a predicted model, not a curated record